ACCGAUUCAAUUCCAAUUACUAUAGGUGACUUAACUGAGCUUCAAAUUUUGUAUUUUUAUUCUAACCAAAUUUCUGGUCCUAUUCCUAGUGAGUUGGGGAAUUUGAAAAACCUCACCGAACUGGAAUUAUCCCAUAAUCAGCUUACCGGUUCAAUUCCAAUUACUCUAGGUGACUUAACUGAGCUUCAAAUUUUGUAUCUUUAUUCUAACAAACUUUCUGGUCCCAUUCCUAGUGAAUUGGGGAAUCUGAAAAACCUCACCAAACUGAAUUUAUUAGAUAAUCAACUUACUGGUUCAAUUCCCAAAACUCUAGGUGACUUAACUGAGCUUCAAAUUUUGUGUCUUCGUUCUAACAAACUUUCUGGUCCCAUUCCUAGUGAAUUGGGGAAUUUGAAAAACCUCACUGUACUGGAAUUAUCACUUAACCAACUUUCAGGCCAUUUGCCAGACCAGCUUUGCCAAAGUGGGAAACUUGAGAACUUCACCGUGAAUAGCAACAAGCUAACAGGGCCUAUACCAAUUAGCUUGAGGAAGUGCUCUAGUUUCAAAAGGGUUCGCUUUGAUAACAAUAGUUUCACUGGGAAUUUAUCUGAAGCUUUUGGCAUCUAUCCUAAGCUUCAGUUCAUUGAUUUAAGUGACAAUGAUUUUCAUGGUGAACUCAGCAGCAAUUGGGGGAAAUGCAAGAAUUUGACAAAUCUGAAGGUAGCCAGAAAUAACAUAAGUGGUAGCAUACCACCAGAGAUUGGAAAUAUCAAAGGGCUUCUUGGACUUGAUCUUUCAUCGAAUCAUUUGAUUGGGCAGAUUCCUAAGGAAAUUGGAGAUAUAACCUCUCUAGUUAAGUCAGGAGAUUACGUGCACUUGUUUCAGUUGAACCUGAGCAACAACAAAUUUGGGCAGAAAAUUCCAAUGGAGAUAGGGAGGAUAACUCAACUUAAUAUACUUGAUUUGAGCCAUAAUCAUCUUGUUGGAGGAAUACCCCCUUAUCUAUCUAAUUUGAAGAGCUUGGUAAGCUUAAAUCUUUCCCACAAUGGCCUCUCUGGCCGCAUUCCCGAAGAACUUGAAAAAUUGACUGGUUUGCAAUAUGUCGUGUUGUCAUACAAUGAGUUGGAAGGUCCAAUCCCUAAUAAUAAGGCUUUUAUUAAUGCCUCAUUAGAGGGAAAUAAAGGUCUUUGCGGAAAUGUAAGAGGACUCCAGCCUUGCGAAAGGCCAUCUUCUGUGGUGAAGAAGCAGUCAGUGGCAAAGAGACGUAAACUCAUCCUCAUCACUGUACUUCCUGUUAUGGGAGAACUAGUACUACUCUGUGCUUUCAUUGGUGUUCUCUUUAUGUGUGAUAAAAGAAAGAAAGUUAGAGAUGUUGAAAGACGUGAUGAUGGUUGGAUUUCGAUAUCCAUGUUAGAUGGAAAGGCAUUAUAUAGAGAUAUCUUAAAUGCCACAGAGGAGUUUGAUGCAAAAUUUUGCAUCGGAAAAGGAGGGCAUGGAAGUGUUUACAAGGUAAACAUUCCAUCAUUAGGGAAUAUAGCUGUGAAGAGACUUCAUUCUUCAUCUGAGAAUGCACAUCCCAAAUGCUUUAUGAAUGAAGUAAGGGUAUUGAUUGGGAUUAAGCACCGGAACAUUGUGAACCUCUACGGCUAUUGUUCGAAUGCAAAAAACUCGUUGUUGGUUUACGAGUAUGUGGAGAGGGGGAGUUUGUCUAGUAUUUUGAGCAAUGAAGUUGAGUCCAAGAAAUUGGAUUGGCUUAAAAGGGUGAAUAUCAUUAAGGGUGUUGCUUUUGCUUUAUCUUACAUGCACCAGGAUUGCUCACCACCUAUUGUUCAUCGUGACAUAUCAAGCAGUAAUGUUUUGCUUGAUUUGGAGUAUGAAGCUCGUGUUUCAGAUUUUGAGCUUGCAUAUACAAUGAAGGUUACACAAAUGUGUGAUGUCUAUAGCUUUGGAGUAUUAGCAUUGGAGAUAAUCAAAGGAAAGCAUCUUGGGGAAUACAUUACUAUGCUAGCAAAUUUGUCGACUAGAGAUCAUGUGCAGCUUAGCGAUUUGCUUGACGAACGUCUUCCAUAUCCUGAAGAUAGGGUAAAAGAGGUUUUGUGUUUUAUCAUCAAGCUAGCAAGUUCUUGUUUGCUUGAAACUCCAAAAUCAAGGCCAAUAAUGCAGUUUAUCUCUAAUAGGUUAUCAUCAAUGAAUCCCCAUCCACCUACUCAUGUAAGGCGAGCUAUAUAA
Molecule: messenger RNA, 2211 nt
Organism: Lycium ferocissimum
Lineage: Eukaryota; Viridiplantae; Streptophyta; Magnoliopsida; Solanales; Solanaceae
Product: MDIS1-interacting receptor like kinase 2-like
Exons: 3
Biological process (GO): protein phosphorylation
Molecular function (GO): protein kinase activity; ATP binding; protein binding
Source: RefSeq, a predicted model, not a curated record